Messenger RNA from Dermacentor albipictus, 5587 nucleotides. RefSeq lists its product as uncharacterized. NCBI's taxonomy places the organism in Eukaryota, Metazoa, Arthropoda, Arachnida, Ixodida, Ixodidae. The record is from RefSeq and is a predicted model, not a curated record.
GUUUCAAAAUUGAUGGACAUUUUUAUUUUUUAAGGUUGAUUUUUAAAAGUGAAAUGCAUAUCUGAUUUUUAAUAUAACAAGUUACAGAUACUUUCGCUUGCUUUCGCUUUCUCUUUUGUCCACAUGAAGCAGGCAGGUUGGGUAGGUCAGGUGGUUGGAAGGCUGGAGCGGCGGGAUCAAAGACGCUAGAGACAAAGCGCGCAUCAGCGGAAUCGGCGCGGCUGUAACGGCAGGUAUUCUCGCAGCCAUGCCAAGGUGUUCUGUGGUCAUGCUGUAACGCUACCGCGCCGGGUACAGCCACUGUACGCCGGGUGCGCUGGCACGCUUGCAUGACGGCAAUGUGCUAACAGGGAAAGCGGCAGAGGCACACACUGAGUAACUAAUUUUCACCCGACGUGAGUUUAUUCGUGAUAUUUGUGAAAUUUUAGUGAUUUUACUUUGGUAGAACUUUUGGUACUGGAGCUUUAAUUGUCAGCAUUGUUUUUCUGCGCCCUUUUGUGCGAUUGGUUACUGCAGUUACGCAUGUUUCCGUGCUGAAAAGACGGGGACCGGGAGUACUAGCAUUUUGCGUGACACUGCUAGUUGCGCACACGCUCGGUUCAUUUGUUUCACUUCGAGUUUUUCAUGGAGCGCCUUAGAGCCCCACAUUCACACUCGGAUACCUGUUGCAUGCAGAGUGCACCUGUGCAUGCGAACUCCAGAUGUAACUCGGGAACUUCUUCCGUCCAAGAAUCGCAUAAGUGCAGGCCUGAAACUUGGCAGCAGUCGUCUGGCAGCUGUAGUGGCACGCAUGUGUCGUUCGCGAAAGAGCCGAUCUUGGAACCAAAUGCGCAUUCUUGCCGAACAUCGCAUUCUAUUGACGAUGUCGGCGAUCUCCAAACAGCGCGCGCAGCCGAAAAAAAAUGCUUCUUGCAGCAGCAGCAGCCCCGUCAGAAGUUUGAAACAGUCGCCGAUAUGACUAAUCGGUUUGUCCAGUACUUCACGACACUGCAUUUGGAACGCGAAUGCACAGCCGGUGUGUACAUAUGCACUGUUUGCCUGUCAGCCCAAAGAACUCUUGCCCGAAUCCGGGAGGCGGUCAGGAAGGAUCCACAAGGUCGUCGUGUAGCUCUGAACAAUGGCAAGUUCAUGAAACUUUUGGUGAAACUCUGUAAACUCGAAUCGCCUGGGCCACCGAGUAUCUGCACCGUCACUGACAGAAAAAUGACAAACUUCUAUGAAACGCAGGCAUACCGUAAGCUUGCGGGCACAGUAAGCAUAUUGGAAGAUGAGCAGAGUGAGGAGCUGUGGAAAUGUAUCCUUGGCAAGGCAGUGAAGGGUAUUAGACCACUUACUUACACUAUCAGUUUCCAAAGUGCCCGUAUACCUGGUGGUAGCUCUUGCAUGUGGGACAAGGACUGUUACCAGGAACCACCACAAGGUAUGCUCAUAAGCCAACCCAAAGCUGUGGGUAAGGUGAAUCCGUUCCCUGUGUCCGACCUUAAGACUUUAGAUGUGAUUCGGUGUGUAGAUGCUCAGCGUUUAAUAGUCUACCGUAGUGCCAAUGGCAAAGCAAGUGUAGACACCUUGAACUUGUUGCUGGCCGAGUUUCACCAAGACUUGACUGGCGCACCUCGAGAAGAUCCUCCAAAUGUUGGGGACAUUGUCGGCCUGUUUGCAUCCAGUGAUCGUUUGCUGAGAAUGCUUGUUGUCGAAGUGACUGAAGACAUGGCUGUGGUAUGGUCCAUGGAUGAAGGUCAUUUUUGCAAGCUUCGUUGGAGCAGCCUGAUUGAUGUGUUGCCGUCAUUCAGAUGCUUGCCACCUGCAGUUGGCCUGGGUGUCCUCCCAGGUGUGCAUGCAGUACCAUCCCUGAAACUUUUGAGAGAAUGUGUGAGGACUUUUCAGACUGUGACAGACCACAGUGGCCAGGAAGCAUCCUUCCAUGUUGCCAUGGUGACAAGGAUGAAGGACUAUGGGGUGAUUGAAGUUCUCUCAGGCCUUCUCCACUGCCCAGACUAUGACACAAGGAUGGCCACUGCAACUUUUCUCACUCGGCUGUGCUGCCGGCAGAUGGGACGCCAGGCUGUUUCAAAGGCAGGCUGUGUAGACAAAGUGCUAGGGCGCCUGAGGAAGCUGGUGGCUAUACAACGACAACAAAGCAGCUAUCAUAUGAGAACUGAGGAAAAGCUUAUUUUGGUGAACCUCUUGCAGUCCAUGUUCUUCCGCAAUGAGGAGCUUUGCCUUGACUAUGCCGACUCGGACCAUAUUAUGAUCCUCAGCAAGAUUCAUCAAAGUUCAUCACCAACCUGCCAGCUCUACCAAGAAGUUGACUAUUGUCUACGCACAUUGCUUGGUCCUGCCUAUAAUAGAUGCAGACUCCCUGCUCAAAUUAAGCAGGUUGCCAUGACUCCUGAAAAGUUGAAAAAUGAAAACCUUUCAGAUGAACCAAGCAUGGCACUGCAGCAUUACAAUGAAAAGAAUGCUGCAGGCCGCUUCUACUGGCGUGACAGCCUGGUGCCCUUUCGCUCAGACCAGACCCACGAACUGCGACCAGUACGCAACAUGCGAAUGGCAUCGACCCGCACGCUGUCAAAGGUGGCCUGCUCAUUCUUGAAUUCUUGGCAGCCAUGUACCGUGUACUAUGGCAUCUCUCGUGAGGGCUUGGUGCGGGGUGUCAUACUGAAUCACAGGGAGCGUGAUGCCCUGCGCCAGGGUGUUGAUAUGAUGGUGGGUGGUCUGCGACCUCGUCUGAUGCCACAGAGCAUUGCCAUUGAGUUUGUGCCGGUGUUGCGCACUUCCAAGGAUUCACGUGAGACAGUCUCUUGCUUUGUUGUGGAAGUGAUGGUGCGAGGUGCUCCUGACACGGUUUACACUACUUCAGACGGUGACUGCUACUUGCGAGCUGGCGACAUGUCCUACCAGGCCACCACGCAGGAUGUGCGGGCUUGGAUUGUUCAGCAGGAGGAGGCCCGCUACCUGCAAGCACCCAACACUACUGCUCCACUGGGUCCUCUUCCCACUGAUCUAAGCCAGCCAUCACUCCACCCCUGGCACAGAGUUGUGUACUGAGCAACAGAGUCACUUUUUUGUCACAUAGAAAGUGAACCAUCCGUAAAGGAAAUUCUAUUUCUUUGCGAAGUUAUAAGUUUCACUAGCCAAGCAUAGGCGCUAUCCCCCGUACAGCAUUUUGGGGUUUAUCACUGUAUUUUCUUGUCAGUACUCUCAUUCACAUCUCCUUUAUCCAUUUCAUUUGUAAGAUCCAGUGUGUUAAUAUGCAGAGUGUCUGCAAGUGUAUUCAAGAAAUACUUAUUUAUUUUCUUAUAGUUUCUGAGUUAAUUUUCUUUCUCAUUUUUUGUGUAAGCUCCUUCAUUGAGGUUGAGAAUUUGCACUCUAUUACAAGGGCCAUGAAAAUAGGCUUAAAAAGCUGCAUUAUUAAUGUCUGAAAUGACUUCUUGCAUACCUAAUGUGUGCUAUAUAAGGAACAUGAUUUUCUCUGACAAAAGAAAGAAUAGUAUACUUAUUUUUGACUAGUUAUAUAAUGCGUUAAAAAGAUGUCAGCAAGACUUUUUACCUUGUCGUCUACUAAAAGAAGACUAUAAAUUGGUGGCUCUGCUAUACUUUUACUGCAUGCAGCUAUGCAGGGCAUGCAGCUGCUGGUAAAUUAACCGUCCUUGUUAGAAAGUGUCUCUUUAUGAACAAUGUCCCUGCUAUGUACUCGUUAAACAAAACGUUUGGUGACCGAGCAUGAGUGCUUAGCUUACGUAAAGGUGGCACAGGUGCUCUUGCAGUUUUUAUGUUUAUUCUGGGUUGACUAGAAUUAAUGACAAAUGCGCAACUAAGGAAAAAAAUAUCGCACAGAAUUCAUGACAAUUUAUAGCAUUUAUUGUCUUGCGUAAACCUAAAUUCGUACGGUUUGUUUGGAUAUUCUUGCAAUGUCAUCAGAUGAAUACGUACAGGAAGCAUUUAUUGUGUGACAAUUUUAAAUGGGGCUGUCUCAACACUUCAGUCAUAUUACCAUAGUUUUGAUAAAGGUACACGUGCUAGUCAAUUUUUAGAGUUCACAAAUCUCUUGCGAGAUGCAGGAACGUUCAUUUUUCUUAAUGUCCUGCAAAUAUAUAUUUGCUCACAGGCGUUUGGGAUGCUCUAAACUCUCUUACACUGCCUAAAACCCAUAUUUUAGUUUGAGAUAGUAUUGCCCAUUGGUUCAGCACUGGUCCUAAUGUACUUUGUGCUUUGACAAAAUGUUGCCUUGUUUUAAUGCUCUCAAUGUCAUGUGGCUCACAUCUUAGCUUUUAUCAGCUGGUUUGACUGCAAAAUGCUUGUGAUCUUCCAUAUUUUAACUUUGCUGCAAAGCUACCAUAAAGCAGCAUCAAUUUUUGACAAAAUGCUGUUUUUCUGUUAAUGCAUUGCACAUGUAGUAGUAGCAUUGUGCUUAAUCUGAAAAUAUUUUUUUCUUUAUAUACCGCCUUGUGCUUUUUGCCAUGUUUACUUACAAGCAGCAACAAGAUUGCAGUUCAUAGUGAAUUGCCAGCUUAUGCUAUUGCUUGUUACUUCACAUACAAGUGCUGAUGCAAUAUUUCACUUCUGGUCCAGUUAUUUGUUAAACAAGAAUUUUAUGCUGUCAUACUGCAUGUUAUUUUUCUCAAAUCCAUGCCAAAUGUAUCUUAAAAGUCACAGGAGCCUAUUGUUGGUUCUACAGAAGUAGUCAUAUAAUGAAGUUUGUCCCACUAAUUGUUGUAUGGCAUCUUGUUGCACUUGUUCAGUGUGCUUUGAUAUAUAAUCUCAAAAAUAUUGGCACUUUGUAUUUGCUCUCUUUCCAAAGUGUUUUCUGUAGUCUUAGCAUUUCUAACUGUAUGAAAAUAAGACUUUGAGACCCAGGUGAAUUUGCAACUGGGAAUGCAACUGGUCUCAGUUCAACUGGUUUAUGGAACAAUUCCCAGUUAGUCCCAGUUGAAACUGGUUCCAGUAGACCCGUUGCAACUGGUUCCAGUGGGUCCCCAUUGUAACUGGUCCCAGUUGGUCCCUAUUGAUACUGGCUCCUGCAGAAGCCUACCACAAGUGUGUUCUGCUGAUGGAUUUCACACAACAAAGGUAGCUCAGCUUUUUUUUUUUUUUAAUUUGAAUUCCAGCUGUCAAGUGCCUUCGAAAUGUCUUGUAUUUUUUCUGUGAGAAGGUGCGACAAAUUUUUCAGUGUGUCUGACACAUCCACAUUUUUCUUCUGGCCCCAGUGCUGGAUUGUAGCUGAAAACAAUUAUAAUGUUUCUUGUAUAAGUGAAAAAACAACUUCAGAAACCAUACAAUGAUAAAAUUAUGCAAAGGCAAUAUAGAAAAUUACGUCUCAUUAUGACAAAGAAUGACAAAAUGACUUAUCUGUAAAUUAGAUUAUGCACUAGCAAUAACUUAAGACUGAAGUGGCAAAUGUACCACUGUUUAAUUCAAGGAGGAUUUGUAUACUAGAUGUUUCAGCCAAUUACGUAUGCUCAUUCCCAUGACACCACAAUAAAGGCAUGCUCUUUUAAUACAAAAUAUUUUGGCCUUGUAAACAAAUUCUUCAAUAUCCCGAAAGACUAGCGCAAUAAACACAACGACCCUUGUGUUCUUCUGUCAA